Molecule: messenger RNA, 2751 nt
Organism: Oryzias latipes (Japanese medaka)
Lineage: Eukaryota; Metazoa; Chordata; Actinopteri; Beloniformes; Adrianichthyidae
Source: RefSeq, a predicted model, not a curated record
UUAGUUUCAAUUUGAGAUGUUUAUGUUGUACUGAUUAAAGAUUUACAUGGAUUUUUCCUCAUGGCAAGCGCAGGUUAACAACCUUAGUUGGUGGUUUACUCUGUAACUUAUCAAAGGUUACAAAAGGGCUCUACUUGGAUAGGAAAUACAGCCGUAAAACGUCCUAGAUGGACUCUCUCGUGGUCCGAUCCUUUCCAGCAACUUGACACCAGUGUGACUUACCCAGAUAAAUGUGUUCUUUAGAAGGUGCUGUGCUACGCUUUCAAGCCCUGUCCCAUUCAGCUCCCAUACACUUCCCCCAUCCUUUUUUUCUGUCCCUCCCCCUUCCAUUUUCAGCAGUAGAUACAACUCUUUUUCUACCAGGUUAUUGUACUCAGCUCAUUUAAUUUCUUGCAUAUCACCCAGAUAUUUUGAGGUGACGCGAGGGGUGAUGAUGCUGUAGAGACGGUGCGGGUCAGUCUGGCUGGUUGAGGUGCGGAGGGGGACGCCACAGACCACGCCAGGAUUUCCUGACGACUGACAUCCUCACCACCCCCUUUGUGAAUCUUUAUGCGUCUCCUUGGACGGUGAUGAUGGUUACGCUUAUUACAGAGCAGCUCCGUAAGCAGAGCCUGGAGGAACCGUAUCACAAAGCUUUCUCCUUCAAUUCCACCGUGUCAUUACCUGCAGUGGGCUCCAGUCCUACUAUCUCAUGGAGCGAAUCUAGCACAAUUCAAGAGAUUGGCUCAUCUACUCAUGCUUCCUCCACAGCGCACCCAUCCUCAGAUUUCUGCAUAUUCGACUCCACUCGAUCUCCAUCUCACUCUCAACCGCCACAGCAGAGGGCGGGGGCGGGCGAGACGGUCCAGAGUUCACCCCCUCCACCUCCAAAACGCCACUGCCGCUCCCUCUCAGUCCCAGAGGACCUGUCCCGCUGCCGCUCCACCUGGCAUCCCAGCGCAUCCAAAGUGUGGACUCCAGUCAAACAUGGCUGUCACAGUGGAGGAGCGGCCAGUUCAGUGCCGCUCUGUGGUCCCAGUUCUUCCUUCACCUCUUCUAUACACUCAUCAUCUAGUCCCACCUUCUUUAGUUUAGCACUGUCAUCCGACUCCCUUCUGUCAUGGAGCUUCCCCUGGGAACCCCCAGAUGCACCGAACACUGCUGCCUCCCUCGCUUUGCCUUCGUCUUGCUCCUCUUCGCCAGCCCCUCUUGUUUCUCACUCAGUGCUCCAGCGCUGUUUCUCCCUGUCCCCCGUGCACAUUCAAAACGCCUCUGUAGCAUCCUCGCACCCUCAACCCUCACCUUCCGGCUUCUCUGGCGUGGAGCAGCCAGGUCUGUCCCCGUCUCCCACCUCGGCCUGCAGUACGCCCUCCUCCUCUAGGCGCGGCCUGCCCCCUGCACUUCCUCGAUGCCACUCUCAGCCGUGUGACAUGCGCAGACCCCGCUUGAAGAGGCGACGUGACCCAGAUGUUUUGCCCUGCCCUAGACCUGGCCUGGACUUCAGCAAGAUGACACAGAUCAGUAGUCGUGACAGCCUGCUGUGUGGACCGGGCAGCUGCAUGUUUCCGGUGUCUUCUCCGGCAGAGCAUCACCUGUCUUUCUCCCCCGCUGAAUUCCUUGGACAGGUCAGCAUCGGGCCAUUAAGUGAAAGUGAAGAAGAAGAAGAGGAGGAGGAGGAGGAGGGAAGAAAACCGAAUAUAAUGGACGUGGGAACAAAGGUUUUCUUUGAAAGAGACUGCACAGAAUUAGACUUGAAUCUCAUAGAAGAAAACUGAACACUUUCUGGUGCUAUUAAUGCAUUCAUAACCAUUAAAAGCACACCUGUAGGCUUUCUCCUGCUGCCUGACAGAACCCUUUGGGAAUAAGCUGCAUCUGUAAGGCACAUCUGCAGUGUUUAGGAUCAAGACCCUCCUUUCAGACUGCAUUGCAAGACUUGAGCUAAGUCACUAUUUAGCAUUUAAAAAUGUCAGUGCCUGCCUGUUAAACACUCCAAAAGGACUUGGAAAUGAGCAAGUUAGCAACUCUGCAAGUCCAGGCUUUAUUUCUUUAUUUCAACACAGGUCUGAUUUAGCCGUUUCAAUUUGUUAGCAUCUCAACAGUCUUAACUUGAAAAACACUUAAAUCCAGUAGAUAUCGGGUCAAACUGGAAUUCUUCUGUCUUUUGCUGAUUUUAUAGCUGAUCUUUAAAUUGAUCCUUUGUGAGCUGUUGCAAAUGUUUCAGUUCUUGUUACUCUAAAAAUUAGCCUCCAAAUAAAACUGUUAUUUAUAUUUGGAACGAUACAUUCCAGGAUAAUUCCCCCUCCUCACACAUUUAAUCCACAACUCACCCCUGUGGAAUAAGUCUACACUGUUAAAAAGGACGUUUCAUUGGAAGUUUCCGAGUUUUUUGUUCAUCUAUUUCUGCAUUUGAUUGAUAAACGCACCUAAAGUGAUGCUGGCGAUAAGCAAACUAUGCCUUAAGCUGAAAAAAACACACGUUUUGGGGAAUCUGGUGUUCUUUUCACAAAACCAGGCACUUUUUUGCAGUUUCCAUUUGUGCAGAUUCACAUAUCUUUGAAUGUGUGGCACACAAACAGUCUGCUGGACAACUUGAUUCAGUGGACUCAAAAGGGCAGAACACCGUAUGUUGUACCGGUAGGUACACUUGUGAGCGGCGGAGGCUGGAGGAGCAGAUGGUGGCCUUUUUCAACCAAUUCUUUUUUCUGAUGGGAAUGUUCCCCCCGCACAAUUUGUGUAUGAAUAAAAUUUAAUAGAGAAUUAUUUUUUCCCAAA